Molecule: messenger RNA, 1032 nt
Organism: Acyrthosiphon pisum (pea aphid)
Lineage: Eukaryota; Metazoa; Arthropoda; Insecta; Hemiptera; Aphididae
Exons: 4
Coding region: 145-762 (205 amino acids)
Source: RefSeq, a predicted model, not a curated record
CACAUUUUUCCGGUGAAAUAUAUUUAUAUAAUUGUUUCCGGCAAUAUUUAGAAGUUACAGAUCAAGGAUAUCGAUCCUUCUAAACAUAUCAAUUUAUUUUAGAACGCAUGUCUGUUACCUAUUUAUUCUUAUUGUUGAAAACGUAUGAAACACUCUAUAAUUGUUAAAAUCAUAAGCAAAAUGUUAAUCAAAACUUUCGGAUUUAUUUUAUUUUUCUCAUCGUCACAAUCCGAAAGCCUUUUUAGGCCAAACUUGCCAAUGGGCGAAUAUCGCAUUGUGUUUGAUAAAGUAUAUCCGUGUGAAACAUCAAAAAACUAUCCGAUUCAAUUAAAUUGGUAUUUGAGUAAAAAGACAUCAAGUAUAACAGAGUUAAAAGGCAAUACGACAUUUUUGAUACCUUUCGAUGAUACUCUUACAAUCGAUUAUAAAUUUGCGUCUUGGGGCUCAACUGGUGGAUGGGUGCCAAAUGCAUUAAUUAUCGAGAAAAAAAAGGCAUGCAGUAAUCUAAAACAUCUCGUUGGAAAUGCAUGGUUUAUCUUUAUGGAGGGUUUCAACUUUCCAACUAAUGAAUGUCCAUUACCAGCGGGCACAUAUAUUACGUCAGGGAUCGAUAAGAAGAAAUUUGAAGAUAUGAACUUUCCAAAAGUAUUUUUUUAUGGAAAAUAUAAAGUUGUGCUUCGCCAUAGAAAUUUGAAAAAUGAAGUUGUUGGCUGCCAUCUUAUUGAGUUUAGUCUUAUAAGACCAUGGGAAACACCAAUUUGAUUAUACUAUAUGAAAUAAUAAUUUAAAAUGUUAUUGAUUUAUCAUAAAGAUUACGUACGUAAUAAAUAUUUUUAACAGACCUAAUCAGAUUUAGUUCGUCUUCUAGGUGGGGGGGAAGGGAGAAUAUCGUUUUGGUCCAUAUAUUGUACUUUUUCUUGUUAAUCACUAAAUCCAAAUACUAUAAAUGACAAUACGGGACAAACAAUAAUAAUUAUUUUAGAAGACCUAGCCCGCUGGAAAUACUCAAAUGCGCUAUAUAUGACGUACGUA